Messenger RNA from Gossypium raimondii (Peruvian cotton), 570 nucleotides. Its product is annotated as putative B3 domain-containing protein At4g03170. Gene Ontology annotation, molecular function: DNA binding. The transcript has a single exon. The record is from RefSeq and is a predicted model, not a curated record. Bases 1 to 570 code for a protein of 189 amino acids. Lineage: Eukaryota; Viridiplantae; Streptophyta; Magnoliopsida; Malvales; Malvaceae.
AUGGAGCAGAAAAAGGCUAAGAAGAUUGAUCAUGAGGAGUAUAAGGAAAUAUAUGGGGCUGCGUUAUGUAUUAGUUCAUUCAAGCAUUUGAUAUUAAGCCCUGAAAGUGCAAUGAAUUUGCAAGCAUCAUUGCAAGCCACCAUUGACAUUCCUCGGGUGCCGAGUCUUAAUGGCCUCAUCGGAAGGUGCAGCCAACCCUUUGAGAAGCAGCUCACUGAAACUGAUGUGAAUUCCAAGCAAUGCAGGCUUUCAAUCAAUAAGGUUGAUGUGGAGAAUGCUGUGAUGCCAUUGUUGAAGGAAGAGGAGGAUGUUGAGAAAGGGAUUCGGGUCAAAGUUUAUGAUGCCAACGGGAAAGAGUACCCCAUGACUCUCAAGCUUUGGGCGCAUAAACUUCAUGUCCUCAAAGAAGGUUGGAUUGAGUUUUGCACUGAUCAUGCUUUACUUGCGCAUCAAGAUUUUCUUAAACUCUGGGUGUUUAGGAACCUCCACACACAGGAUCUUUGCUUUUUCAUCACUUCAAGAAGAUUGCAGGAGUUUCAACCUAUUAAGAAGAGAAGGCUCAAUGCCUGA